AUGUCCCUCGCAUUCGACGAGUACGGGCGACCGUUUUUGAUCAUCAAGGAACAAAGCUCUAAACAAAGACUCCGGGGGAUCGAGGCGCAAAAGGCGAACAUACUCGCCGCGAAGAGCGUGGCGAGGACGCUGAGAUCAAGUCUCGGACCAAAGGGCAUGGACAAAAUUCUCCAAUCCGGCGACGGCGAUAUUACCAUCACCAACGACGGCGCGACGAUUUUAGAACGCAUGGAAGUGGAACAUCAAAUCGGGAAGCUUUUGGUCGAACUUUCGAGAUCACAAGAUUACGAAAUCGGGGAUGGGACGACGGGUGUGGUUGUUUUAGCCGGUGCGCUUUUAGAGCAAGCGGAGACGUUGUUAGAUCGCGGGAUUCACCCGUUGAGAAUCGCGGAAGGCUACGAGAUGGCGUCCAAAGUCGCCAUCACGGAGUUGGAGCGCAUCUCGGAAGAGUUUGAGUUUAGUCGCGAAAAUAUCGAGCCGUUGGUGCAAACGUGUUGCACGACGUUGAGUUCGAAAAUUGUGAACAGAUGUAAGCGAGAGAUGGCGGAGAUUUGCGUCAAAGCUGUCAUGGGCGUCGCGGAUUUGGAGAGGAAAGACGUGAAUCUAGAUUUGAUAAAGUUGGAAGGUAAAGUCGGAGGGAAGUUGGAAGAUACGUGCUUAGUGAACGGGAUCGUGUUGGAUAAAGACAUCUCGCACCCGCAAAUGCGCAAGGAAAUUGAAGACGCGAAGAUUGCCAUUUUAACGUGUCCGUUUGAACCGCCUAAACCGAAAACGAAACAUAAAAUCGACAUCGAUACUCCCGAGAAGUACGAAGAGUUGCGCGCGCAAGAAGCGAAAUAUUUUACGGAUAUGGUGCAACAGUGUAAAGACUCUGGGGCAACUUUAGUCGUUUGCCAGUGGGGUUUUGACGACGAGGCGAACCACUUGUUGAUGCAAGCUGAUUUACCAGCUAUUCGAUGGGUCGGCGGCGUCGAGUUGGAGUUAUUAGCCAUCGCGACGGGCGGGAGAAUCGUCCCUAGAUUUCAAGAGCUCACCGCGGACAAGUUAGGUAAAGCUGGGUCGGUAAAAGAAGUCGCGUUCGGUACCAUUAAAGAACGCAUGAUUUUAGUCGAAGAUUGCAAAGCGAGUAAAGCGGUGACCAUCUUUGUCCGAGGAGGGAACAAAAUGAUGGUUGACGAGACGAAAAGAUCGCUGCACGAUGCCAUCUGCGUGGCGAGAAAUUUAGUCAGAAGUAACCACAUCGUCUACGGUGGUGGGAGCGCGGAAAUUGCCUGUGGUAUCGCGGUCGAAGCGGCUGCCGAUUCCAUUCCAGGCGUCGAACAAUACGCCAUGCGUGCGUUCUCAGAGGCGUUGGAAUCCGUCCCGAACGCGUUGGCCGAAAACUCUGGUUUACCUCCCAUCGAAACCGUGGCGACGAUUAAAGCGAGACAGUUGAAAGAGAAGAACUUUUGCUUAGGCAUCGAUUGCAAAGAAACCGGCACGUGCGACAUGAAAGAACAAGGCGUGUUUGAAACUAUGGUUGGUAAGAUUCAGCAAGUAUCGCUCGCGACGCAAGUGGUGAAGAUGAUUUUGAAAAUUGACGACGUCAUCACCGCCGAGGCUGCGUAUUAA
Bathycoccus prasinos is the source of this 1611-nucleotide messenger RNA. RefSeq names its product T-complex protein 1 subunit epsilon. Lineage: Eukaryota; Viridiplantae; Chlorophyta; Mamiellophyceae; Mamiellales; Bathycoccaceae. Gene Ontology annotation, molecular function: ATP hydrolysis activity; ATP-dependent protein folding chaperone; ATP binding. Gene Ontology annotation, biological process: protein folding. The transcript is spliced from 3 exons. Bases 1 to 1611 code for a protein of 536 amino acids. Gene Ontology annotation, cellular component: chaperonin-containing T-complex. The record is from RefSeq and is a predicted model, not a curated record.